Polistes dominula (European paper wasp) is the source of this 1638-nucleotide messenger RNA. Its product is annotated as SEC14-like protein 3. NCBI's taxonomy places the organism in Eukaryota, Metazoa, Arthropoda, Insecta, Hymenoptera, Vespidae. Gene Ontology annotation, cellular component: cytoplasm. The record is from RefSeq and is a predicted model, not a curated record.
AAUCAAUCUACCGCUAUGAUUGUGAUUACCGAACGUUACCGAACAUUACCGACCAAUACCGAACUAUACCGAGCUGUCAGAACUGUUAGUCACAGUUGGCUAUCGAUUCGCGUCAAACAUCAAUCGUGUGGCAACAGUUCUUUUUGUCUUUCUCUUCUUCGAUACUUGGUUACAGAUUUCUACAUUGAUCUUAAUUUCGCAGAAAUUAUAAACAAUAAUAAUAACGAUGACGGAUUCAUUGAACUUGCUGGACAACCAACGAUUUGCACUGAUGAAAUUUAGAAAAGUCAUGGCUGAUUCCCUGCAACCCCAUCACAAUGAUCAAUUUCUUAUUCGUUGGUUAAAAGCACGAAACUGGAACGUUGAGGCGGCUGAAAAAAUGUUGAGAAACUCAUUAAAAUGGCGUAAGCAAUGGGAAGUUGACAAAUUAGUUGAAUAUGAUGAACCGGAAGUUAUGAAAAAGUAUGGGCCACAUGGAAUAUGUGGAUUCGACAAAGAAGGUUCACCAGUUAUUGUAGUAAUUUUUGGCGAAUUUGAUAUUUACGGAACACUUCACGUAAUUACAAAAAAACAAUUAAUAAAAACUGUGAUCAAAUACUUGGAACGUUAUGUAAAGAUAGCCGAUGAACAAUCUAAAAAGCAUGGUUUUAAAGCUGGACAACUUACAGCUAUCUUCGAUCUAGAAGGAUUCAAUUUGAAGCCAUAUUUGUGGAGGCCAGCUACUGAAACUAUCUUAACGUGCCUUCAAUUAUAUGAAGCAAAUUAUCCAGAAAUCUUAAAAGUUUGUUACCUCAUUAAUGCCCCGAAAGUGUUUUCUAUUGGAUUUUCCAUAGCUAAGAAAUUUUUGAACGAUUAUACAAUAUCGAAAUUACAUGUAUUCAGACCAGACCCUACGAAAUGGAAACCCGCGAUAUUGCAACAAAUUUCACCCGAUCAACUACCUGCAUGUUAUGGAGGCACUUUAAAAGAUCCCGAUGGUAAUCCAAGACUUAUAACAAAGAUUUGUAUAGGUGGAAAAAUACCGAAGGAAAUGUAUCUAGAUAAAGUAGAAGAAAGUGAUGAAUCUUCGGAAUAUACUACUGUCACUAUUCGCAAAGGAGAUAAGAUAAAACUUAGUUUGGAUUCGUCCGAAGAAGGAUCUAUUUUAAGUUGGGAUUUUCGCACGGAAGAUAAUGAUAUUAAAUUCGGUAUUUUGAAAGAAGAUGCAUCCGGAAAAAUGACCGAAGCCGUACCUUUUACAAAAAUAAAUGCGCACUUAUUGAAUGAGAUUGGAUUUUUAACUUGUGAAAAAUUAGCUAAAUAUUUCGUCAUCUUUGAUAAUAGUUACAGUAUAUUGAAGAGUAAGAAAAUUCAUUAUUGCAUUCGCAUGUUACCUCCUACGGAAGAAUUUUCAAUCACAGAUGCCAUAGAAUAACAUGCGAAUAGUAAUAAUAUAAUAUAUCAAGAAAAACUAUAAAAUUAUAUAUAAAUGGUAAUGGUAUCUUAUUAGUGUAUUAAUACAAAAUAUUGUUAAAAUAUUAUCAUAUUUUAUAUCUUAAAAUAUUCUUCAUAAAUUUAGAAUAUGUAAUGUGUACAGGAUCUUUCGCUUAACUCGAUCACUUCAAAUAUUUAAUUUAUUUCGUACGAUAGAAAAAAAUG